UAUAUUAUUUGCCGUGGAGGCGAAGUUGGAGAAGGCUCUGGACUCUGGAGAAUUGACACAUCCAAGCCUUCUACGAGGGUAUAGGGGACGCGACCGAGGCAAAGGGUAACGUUGGCGAUAUACAAUGGCGGACGACGACUACAAUGACAUGGAUAUGGGAUAUGAAGAUGAACCACCGGAGCCUGAGAUUGAAGAAGGUGCAGAGGAAGAUGUGGAAAACAAUAACAAUGAUGACAUACCUGGAGACACUGUUGAAACUGAGGAUAGGGAAGAACAAGAACCUAUAGAAAGGCCUAGGAAGACAUCCAAAUAUAUGACAAAAUAUGAACGUGCGCGGAUAUUGGGUACCCGUGCUCUGCAAAUCAGUAUGAAUGCACCUGUCAUGGUGGAGUUGGAGGGGGAGACUGACCCUUUGGAGAUUGCUAUGAAGGAGCUUCGAGAGCGGAAGAUUCCAUUUACCAUCCGCCGCUACUUGCCUGAUGGAAGCUAUGAAGAUUGGGGAGUUGAUGAACUGAUUGUGGAAGACUCCUGGAAGAAGCAAGUGGGUGGUGACUGAUUUGCUUUGAGCUGACAAAACGUGGCGUGUUAACGAGUAAAGCAAACUAUGAAGAGAGACAUUAAAAAAUAUAUCUUUCAUGUGAUCUCAUCAUCUUGGAUCUUUGUGUCUUGAUGUCAAACUAUGACCCUACUAAAAGCUUUGCUUAUUGCGCUGUUCUAAUCAAUCAUUGGCUGUCUGUAUAUCAUUGUUAUGUAAGCUUCCCAUUUUAGCAUCCACUAGUCCAUGAGGUUUGAUAAAUGAAUCAAAUCAUGAAUAGCGCGACUUGUUAGAGUUUUUGAUAUCAUAUCUAUAUAUCGGUGUAAAUUUUGUCGGGCUUUGUGUUGAA
Prosopis cineraria is the source of this 884-nucleotide messenger RNA. Its product is annotated as DNA-directed RNA polymerases II, IV and V subunit 6A-like. Gene Ontology annotation, biological process: DNA-templated transcription. The transcript is spliced from 6 exons. Gene Ontology annotation, cellular component: RNA polymerase III complex; RNA polymerase I complex; nucleus. Gene Ontology annotation, molecular function: DNA-directed RNA polymerase activity; DNA binding. Bases 125 to 556 code for a protein of 143 amino acids. Lineage: Eukaryota; Viridiplantae; Streptophyta; Magnoliopsida; Fabales; Fabaceae. The record is from RefSeq and is a predicted model, not a curated record.